Messenger RNA from Pistacia vera, 996 nucleotides. RefSeq lists its product as uncharacterized. The record is from RefSeq and is a predicted model, not a curated record. The transcript has a single exon. NCBI's taxonomy places the organism in Eukaryota, Viridiplantae, Streptophyta, Magnoliopsida, Sapindales, Anacardiaceae. The coding region runs from base 1 to 996 and encodes 331 amino acids.
AUGGCUAGUCCUAAAGUAAACAGAGUUUUUGAGUGUGUCUUUAGAAGUUGGCAAUGGGUGUCUAAUGUUGAUCGAGGAACCCGUGGUUGUAGAAUUGGUAUAGGAUGGAAUCCAGCUAUCUACAAUGUGUGUGUUCUAGAGAUGACGGAUCAAGCCAUUCACUGUAUAGUUAGAAUACUUAGUGUUGGAGAAGAUUUUCGCUAUUCCUUCAUUUAUGCUGCCAAUGAUUAUAUAGCGAGAAAGGAGCUUUGGAGGAAUCUUUGUCAUCUUAACAAGGGUAUAGCUAGUCAACCAUGGUUGAUAUUGGGUGAUUUUAAUAUUACUCUUAAUCCAAAUGAAAAUGUAGGGGGCUCUCCGUCUAUUUUGGUCGGUAUGCAAGAUUUUCGAGCCUGUGUACGGACUCUGGAGAUGGAGCAUAUAAGUAAAGUAGGUAUGAUGUACACAUGGAAUGGUAAGCCUUAUGGCAACAACGGGGUUUUGCGAAAACUAGAUAGAGUUAUGGGCAAUUAUCAUUUCCUUUCUAAAUUCCCCCAAGUCAAUACUUUUUUUUGGCCUUCGGGAAUUAGUGACCACAACCCUUUGGUUACUUCUUUCCCUUUUCUUGGUGCAUUGAAACCGAAACCGUUCAAGUUUUUUAACUAUUUGGUGUUUAAAGAGGAUUUCAAGCCCCUUGUUCAAAGGAUAUGGUCUAUGGAUAGUGUUGGUGUUCCUAUGUUUUCAAUCUCCAAGAAACUUAAGGCCCUCAAGCCUUGCUUACAAGCUCUCAAUCGUAAACAAGUUCAUCUCAAUCAGAAAGUUUUAGUUUUGAGGCAGGAGGUGGAACAAAUUCAGAGAGCUUUAGAUGUGGACCCUCAUAAUCAAGAGCUUAGAGAUUGUGAAGCUGUGUUCUUUGGAGCUUUUAGGGAAGCUCUAUUAGAUGAGGACAGAUUUCUGAAGCAGAAAUCUAAGAUUCAAUGGCUAAGUGUGGGGGAUCAAAACACGGCUUUUUUUUCAUAA